UCUUUACUAAAUAAGGUAACAAAGCACCAAGAGCACCAAGAGAGAGGGAGAGAGAAAAAGAGAGAGCACGUCCGAAAUCGAACCGUUCCCCUCCCGUUCUCCUCUUCUCUGGUUAUCUAGGGUUUCGAUUUCCGUUUGUUUUGCCCUUCUGUACUUUGAUAUUGUUCUUCUUCUUCGUCUCUUUUGCUCUCGCUCUCUAGGAAUUGGGAUUGCGAUUGGAUUUGGAAUUGGGAGUUGGAUUUGGAUUUGGGUUUGGGGAUUUGGAGUUGGGUGGGGAGAGAUGAAAUCGUCGCUGAGGAAGCUGCGGGGGUUGGCGCUCCACAGGCAUGACUCCAAGGGGAAGAAGGAGCACCACGGCCCGGCGCACCAGGACGAGCUCCUCCAGGCCUCGCAGGACAUGUUGGAUAUGAAGAGUUGUUAUGAUAGUUUACUUUCAGCUGCGGCUGCCGCUGCAAAUAGUGCAUAUGAGUUUUCAGAAGCAUUGCAGGAAAUGGGUACUUGUCUGCUUGAAAAAACUGCAUUAACUGAUGAUGAAGAAAGUGGGCGUGUUUUAUUACUGCUGGGGAAAGUGCAGUUUGAACUUCAGAAAGCCGUAGAUAGCUAUCGUGUGCAUAUUAUGCAGACCAUUACAACCCCAUCAGAGUCUCUUCUCAAGGAACUUCAAACUGUGGAGGAGAUGAAACGCCAGUGUGAUGAUAAAAGAGAUUUGUAUAAAUUUAUGCUGGCGGCACAAAGAGAAAAAGGAAGGUCAAAAAUUGCCAAGGGUGAAAGUAUUUCUCCACAGCAGUUGCAAGCAGCCCAAGAAGAUUAUCAGGAGGAGGCAACUCUUUUUGUAUUUCGCUUAAAAUCAUUAAAGCAAGGGCAGUCCCGAAGUCUUUUGACACAGGCUGCUCGGCACCAUGCUGCACAGUUAAAUUUCUUUAGGAAAGGAGUUAAGUCUCUUGAGGUUGUUGAGCCACAUGUCAAAGCAGUAGCUGAACAACAGCAUAUUGAUUAUCAGUUCAGUGGACUUGAGGAUUACACAGAUGAUGAUGAGGAUGAUAAUAGUUAUGAUGGCAAUGAUGAUGGGGAGUUGAGUUCUGACUAUGGCCAAAAUGACCAUGGUCAAGAUCAUGUUUCUGUAUCUAGAAACUCGAUGGAGUUAGAACAACUGGAUCAAACGAAUGCCCCAGCAUCAACUACUGAAACUGCACAGGAAAAUCUUGACUGGAGCCAAGCAGAAACUCCAUUCAGCAGGGGACCUUGGUCUGUUAGCCUAUCAGCACCACUUUUAGCUGAUAAGAAGUUUGAACCAUCUGAAAGGAUAAAACAAAUGCAGCCUUCAUCAACAAGGAAGUUUAACACUUAUGUUCUGCCCACACCAGUUGACGUGAAAACCUCAGAUUUAACAGGCUCAGGUACUUCAGUUUCUGCACCUCGGCUGGAAAGAAAGGGUGGCUGGCCCACACAGCUGUGGCAUUCGUCACCAUUGCAGCCAAACAUGCUUGUGAAAGAAUUCAGAGAUGAUGAGCAGUCAAGCCCCACCAGAUUGCCUAAAGCACAUUCAGUAAUUAAAGAAAGCAACACUAGUAGUGGCCCCAUUAAAAUGCCCCCUCCUUUGAGUGGGGGGUUCUCAUUGCCACAGGUAAAUCCAGUCAAUGCUUUGGACUCUAAAAAGAUAAAGAGACAAGCUUACUCCGGUCCAUUGACAAGUAAAGCAUGGUCUGGUAAGCCCGCAAUUUUUGCAACCGAUUCCACAUCAUCAGUGGAUUAUCAUCCUGCAACUUCUGCAAAGCCAACACAUAUUCCCACAUCUCAGCCAUCUACAUCUCAAAAACUGUCCUCUAGUGCCUCACCACCUCCUAUACCAUCACCAAAAAUUAAUGAACUUCAUGAGCUUCCAAGACCUCCAAACAGUUCAGUGAAACCUACAAGACUGUCUGGUUUGAUUGGACAUUCAGCUCCUUUGGUAUCCAAAGGUCAAGAGCUUCAGGCCACAAUCAAAUUGCCAUUGAUUGCAUCACGCACAGCAUCACCACUACCAACACCGCCUGGGGUUAUGACUCGCAGUUUUUCUAUACCCUCUAAUAGUACAAGAACACCAACAACACCAAUGCUAACAGUUGCCAAGAUAUUGGAGCCUCCUCAAAAUGAAAGCAGAACUGCAGAUGUAUUUUCACCUCCUCUGACACCAUUAUCUUUGAUGAAUGUACAAACUGUGUCAACAAUUUCAGAAUCAGUAGAUCAAGCCACAAAAACAAAAGGGCUUUUAUAAUCAGAACGCACUUCAGUUGUUCAAAGACAAAUAGAAAUGGAGAGCAGUCUCCUCAUGCAAUUUGUGUAUAUAAUAAUUUGUCUAUUCUUAGUUUCCCCCAUGUAUUCCUAGUUUUUAUCGGCUAUUGAUUAUAAUUAUGAUGAGAACAAGCAACAAUAUAUCAAAUAAGGGAUCUUAUUGGUGUACUUUGAUUCAUGAAUGAGAAUUUUGUUUCGUCAUAA
Molecule: messenger RNA, 2475 nt
Organism: Phoenix dactylifera (date palm)
Lineage: Eukaryota; Viridiplantae; Streptophyta; Magnoliopsida; Arecales; Arecaceae
Source: RefSeq, a predicted model, not a curated record